AUGUCCGUCACCAGUAGAGAGUACAAGCAAACUAAACAUGACCAGAUUGGCUUCAAUGGCUCCUCAUCUUUUGGCUCUCAGCAUGCUGGUCGUCCAGUCUGGAGAAGCAACGAAAACGUCAUGGGGUACCUCGUGUGUUCAACUCAGAACACCCCCUUCCUGCCCUCAGAUCAUGUCUGCAGCCUGCACGGAUGACCCUUUGAACUCCUGGAUCUUAGAGGGACCUGGGGGCUGAGGAAGGGCCCAGAGCUGUCAGGAAAGUAUAGAUUCCCGCCAUGCAGCCUCCCAUCUGCUGCAUGGGCCAAAGCGCUUCCGUACAUACACAGCAGAGUGAAAAAAUGAGUUUGCACCCAAGACUCUCAAAAUCUAACAGCCCGGUUACUUCUGGUGAUGUCGUGCAGAUGGCUUCAGUAACUAUUUUUAUUUGCUCAUCUGUAUUUCUUACUCUUUGUAUCAUUAGCCUAUCUUCCUUUUACUUGUAAUUUUUAAUCAAAGAAAGUCACUAAUGACUCAGCCUCCCAUCCCC
Molecule: messenger RNA, 526 nt
Organism: Tupaia belangeri chinensis (Chinese tree shrew)
Lineage: Eukaryota; Metazoa; Chordata; Mammalia; Scandentia; Tupaiidae
Gene: CARINH
Product: colitis associated IRF1 antisense regulator of intestinal homeostasis
Source: RefSeq, a predicted model, not a curated record